Molecule: messenger RNA, 1105 nt
Organism: Diatraea saccharalis (sugarcane borer)
Lineage: Eukaryota; Metazoa; Arthropoda; Insecta; Lepidoptera; Crambidae
Source: the annotation of a GenBank genome assembly
CUGAUAAUGUCAUUUUUGUCAUCUCUGCUUCUGGAUAAAUGAGCGAGUCGAUCACGUUCAAAUCACGUUUUUAACUUUUUACAUUAUAUUAAUUAUUAUACAUGAUGGAAAACAUUAACACUCAAGAGAUCUUAACUAUUGGUAAUGUUUUGAUCGAUACAACGAGACCAAUGAAGGAGCGUUUCAGAGCUUUGUUUACUUUAAGAAACUUGGGCGGCGAAACUGCAAUUCAGUGUAUUAGCAAGUGUUUCAAUGAUGAAUCAGUACUUUUAAAACAUGAAUUGGCUUAUUGUUUAGGUCAAAUGCAGGAUAAAAAUGCUAUACCUGUAUUAAGAAGUGUGCUCGAGGAUAAACAGCAGGAUCCAAUAGUACGCCAUGAAGCAGGAGAAGCAUUAGGAGCAAUAGGCGAUCCUGAUCUUCGUGAAUUAUUAGAGAGGUACAAAGAUGAUUCUGCCAUAGAAGUCGCUGAGACAUGUCAGAUAGCUCUUGAACGGCUAAACUGGGUAGCUAACGAUGGCGUUACUGAGAAGCUAUCGAAAAGUCCAUAUUCAUCUAUUGAUCCAGCACCACCAAGCAGUACAAAUGAUAUAAAGUUGUUAAAAGACACUUUGAUGGAUGAAUCUAAGCCUUUAUACGAUAGAUACAGAGCUAUGUUCAGUUUGAGAAAUAUGGCUACGACAGAAAGUAUUAAUGCUUUAGGCGAAGGUUUCAAAGCUACCAGUGCCUUGUUUCGUCAUGAAGUAGCAUUUGUUUUCGGUCAAAUGCAAGAUGUGAGAAGUGUGCCAUUCUUAAAGAUGGCUUUAGAAGAUACAAAAGAACAUGAAAUGGUGCGACAUGAAGCAGCUGAAGCUUUAGGUUCAAUAGCUACAGACGAAUGCAUAGAAGUAUUAAAAAGGUAUCUCCAGGACCCAAGGCCAGUAGUCAGAGAGAGUUGUGAGGUGGCCUUAGAUAUGUCAGAGUAUGAGAACAGUCCAGAGUUCCAGUAUGCCAACACUUUGUUAGCCGUUAAAGCGCAGGGCUGACUCAAUUAUGACAUUUACAAAUAGAAAUUGUUAAAUUGGAAACAUUAUUUUUAUACAAUACAAAGCGUGAUGCACAAUCAUCA